Molecule: messenger RNA, 702 nt
Organism: Coccidioides posadasii C735 delta SOWgp
Lineage: Eukaryota; Fungi; Ascomycota; Eurotiomycetes; Onygenales; Onygenaceae
Source: RefSeq, a predicted model, not a curated record
AUGCGCAUACUCCCGCUCCUCUUCCUAGCCAUCUCUCCGGCUCUCAGUAAGCUGGUUGUGGAUUAUCAAGCUGCACGAGGCGAUGAUCCCAGCGUGAUGGGCUAUCUUAACCUGGAGGCCAAGCGCGGAGAGAGGGUGCUUGAACACCGACCGGACUUGUACAUCAAGAAAGGAAAGGAUCCCAAGGGCGUCGCCUGCGCCCACUUCCAUCGCAAAAAGGGGAAUAUCCGAGCCGAAUACCAUGCGCUCAAUAAAGUAACGAAGAAAAACAAGACAUAUACCAUUCGAUACGAAUUCUCGCUAGGACAAGUGCAGCAGAGUCUCAUGGUUUGGCAGAUGAAGGAAUAUUUGACAAAUAACCCAACGGACGGCGGCGCGAACGUCCCGCUCGCCUUGAAGAUCUCCAAAGAUAAACUCCAGCUUCAAUACCAACCCGCGUGGGGCGUCCCGCGCGAGGUUCUCUGGGAGACUACUGCCAAAACCAACACAAAAUACCGCGCCGAUAUCGUCAUGCGCACCGGGUCUCCUGGCUGGGUUCAGUUCUCCUGGAACGGCAAGGCUCAGAAGCUCGGCAAGAGCCAGAAGAUCAAGUACCCAGCGAUCACCUUCCCUGGACGUUCUGACCCGAAGUUCGGAGCGUACGGGGGUGCUGAGAUCGAUAUUGACACUUAUGUGUAUCGGGCACAGAUUGAUGAGAAGUAA